GGUUACGUCGCAAUUUAGUCAUUGGCGCUACAUAUGCUGGUCUUUUCAGAAACCAUUCUUGAUAAUGUUUACACUUGUAGUAUUGAUCUGUAGUUUCAUUAUAAAUCUACUUCAUCCCUGUUUCUAACUCCAACGAAUAAUUAUCAACUAAUUUCAUCGUCAUCUCAGUUAAUCUACAUGUCUGUAAUUACAUGGGACCACGUUGACAAUCAGAAAACUUUACUAACAGAAAAACAACUAGAGUCAGUAUUUCUGCUGAAUUCACUGAAUUCAAUACACGGAGAAACUACAGUAAGCAGUACUGCUACUCAUACGACCUUCAAUACUAAUCAGACUGACAAAUACGAGUAUCAAACUACCCAACAUGAUGUGUCUAUACAAUCAGCCUCACAUUUCUAUUCAUGGCUAUGGUCUGUUGAACAAAAACUUAGUGCUGAAAUACCUGAAGUACCAAGCGAAUUUUUGACCUUUUUAUCUCGUAAAAAAUUGGAAUGUUCAAAAGUUUUAAGCAUCGUUGAAGAAAUUUUGUCUAAAUUAUCGAUUUUGGAAAAUAAUUACUUAAGCAUAUCGCAGAGCACUAAUGAGUUACAUGAGUUGUGCGAACAUCUAUUAAGACAACAAAAUGAAAUGAUUGAAUAUGCUAGUUCAAUUGAAGAAUGUCUAGCCAAUUUUGUUCAAGUGGAUAUGUUACAAGCUGAACUUGGAGUUUCCAAUUUCGUCGUAUCUCGUGAGAAGUUGCUGCCAAUUCUAAAUAAGCUUGAUUCAAGUUUACUUUAUUUCCUAGAACAUCCAAAUUUCAAAGAAUCUCCAAACUAUUUAAUCAAGGUGAAAUCCUCGCUUAAAAUAGCUCUUGAAUACAUUAAAAAUAAUGUAACUAAUGCCAUAGAAAGAACCAUAAAUGAGCUUCUGGAAUUGCAUGAUGUUAUCAGCCCUGAGAACUCAUUUAUUUUACUUUACGGACGAUUUCGUUCACAAGGACCAAAAAUACGCUCAUUGAUGACACUUUUAGAAGAAAGAAUACACGUUACUGAUGAGUAUGCUCAGGUAAUUCAAGAGUGUCAUAAAUUUUACUUACAUCAUCGAGAAGAGUUAUUGACACCUGUUGCACAAAAUGGAGUUUCAGAUCUACUUCAAAAAUAUACUGGUGAUCAUUGUACACUACUUCGCACUGCUGGAACAUUCAUAUUACAUAUGUGUGAAGAUGAAAUGCGUUUGUUUAAUCAAUUCUUUUCAUCAAACUUUUCACAAUCAAUUAAUCAAAUGUUGUCUAAAUUAUGUCGAUGUUUGUAUGAUGCUGUUAGACCUUUAAUAAUUCAUAUCAAUCACGUUGAAAUAUUAUCUGAACUUUGUGAUAUAUUGAAAGAUGAAUUACUUCAACAAGAUGAUCCUAAAAAGACAAAUAAUUCACCAGAUAUGCUGGCAUUUACUGAUCUCUGUGGAAUGUUGUUGGCUGAUAUUCAAGAAAGAUUAAUAUUUCGUGCACACAUAUAUAUUAAAUCACAAAUUUUUGGUUUUGUUCCAAGUCCUGGAGAUCUUUCUUACCCUGAAAAAUUGGAAAUGAUGAACGACAUAGCAAAAAGUAUUUCGAUGCCUAUUGAUUCAAACAAUUCACCGGAUAAAGAAAAGGAGCAUGAAAACUCUGAGGCAAUUGUCUCUGAAAGUGAUUCUCCCGAGUCUAAUUUACAGAAUAAAUCUACUACUUCUGAUUUGGCAAUUCAACCAGGACCUAAUAUGUCUUUAGCUCCAGCAGAUUUACAUGGUAUGUGGUAUCCAACAGUACGUCGUACUUUGGUAUGUCUCUCAAAACUCAAUCGUUGCCUAGAUGCUGAUUCGUUUCGUGGUUUAGCCCAAGAAUGUGUAUCCAUGUGCGUUCAGUCAUUAGUUAAAGCAAGUGAUUCGAUUAGUCUCCGUCGGACAACCAUUGAUGGUCAAUUAUUUCUUAUCAAACAUUUGUUAAUACUUCGUGAACAAAUGGUACCAUUUGGCAUCGAAUUUUUAGUUAAAGAAACUAGCCUAGAUUUUUCUCCAUAUAAAAAUGUAGCACGCAGCAUUUGGGAACAAAAAGGAACUGGGUUAUUCUCAUUAAAUAAAGAAAAUGCAUUAUUACGAUUUCUGUUAGAAACUCCAAACGCUAUUGAUAUUGAAUUGGAUUCUAGACGUCAGUUAGAUAGUCAAUUAAAAUAUACUUGUGAACUACUUAUUGAACAACAAGUUUUACAACUAACCGGCGAAAUGUCAAAUUUUCUUAAACGGGCUCAUUCAAUUCUAGCCGCUCCAGGUGCACGUCUUGCUGACCAACCGUUCGCAAAUCCAUCAUACAUAAAGGAAAUAGUUUCGAAUGCGCACAGAUCACUCUGUAUAGCACUUGGUCGUAGUUCUAGUUCAAAUCAUCCUGAUACAGUAAAACACCAUACUGUGCCAAAUUUACGAAACUGUCUACAUAUUUAUCUAGCUAAUCCUGAUACAGAAAAUAUCCUAUUACGUCGUAUUCAAUCAGGUAUUAUAUCACAAUGGAGAUCUAUGUAUCAAUUGGUAACUGAUAAUUAUAAUGAUGAAGAUCGUAUAAUAAUCGGCUGUCCAACAGAAAGUCAAGUAAAUCAUUCUUUUAUUUAAAUUUCUAGCGAACUAACAUGGCAGUUGUAUAGGAAAAAUAGCAUUAUUAUUGAAUCGAUCUAUAUAUUUGUACUGUUUAGCUGAAUUUUAUGUGAGUUAAACUUUCUCAAUAUACCAUCUAAAUGUUCUGUUCUGAUAUAACUUCCUCCUUUCGAAACUCAAUAACUUGACUCAAAGUCUACAUUAAACUGAAAGUUCUUAGUCACAGUAGCUUGUAUAUCCAUUACAAAUCUAGGUAAAAAUCCAUUGGAAUAAGGGUUAGUACGAUUUGAUUUGGAUACUGAAAAUAAAGCCUCAACCUUGUAACCUAGCUGUUCAAAGUUGGAUCUUCUAAAAAUUAAGUCACUAUUUAACUUUAUUUCAUUUUUUUUAUUUGCAUAAACUGAAAAGUUAACAGAUGUGGACUAUUUUACAUUCUUGUGAACAGAUGAAGCUUAAUGAUUGUUGAAUAAUAUCGGUAAUUUGAUUUUUUAGAAAAUCUACUGAAAACAGUGACAUUACUUGCAGCUGUUUAUAAUUACGUUUUUUCUGUUAGCACAAAGGUACUUAAAUUGUCAAUACCCUUAACUGUGCAGUUUAUAAUUCUUAGCGAGUGCAUUAAAAAAGUUCAGAAUCAAUUGUACACUUCAAUGUAACGUUUUGUCAUCUUGUGCAACCUUCACUACACACAACACACUUAUGCACUUUUAGUAAUGAUAGCAUAAAAUACUACUUAUUUUCAGUAUAGAGUUGUGGAGAUUGUUGAACCUCCUCAGCAGGAUGAAACGGUGGUCUAGUGCUUCCAUGUUUUUAAUGGUGGUCUAAAAUUAAUCAAUUCAUGAUCUCAAUUACUGUUUGUUUGUGUCCAUGAAUAAAAAAAUACUCUCUUAAUGUAAUGAAUUACAUUAUUAUCGUCUUGAAGGAAUAUAGUUAUCCAAUUUACCGCAUAUUGAUAAUCCUAUUUAUUUAUUAAACUCAAUUACUUUCGUAGUUUUAAUUAAUUAUUGAUGUAAUUUCAUAUACAAGUCUCUUGAAGUCAGUUACUAGUGAGCA
Messenger RNA from Schistosoma mattheei, 3645 nucleotides. Lineage: Eukaryota; Metazoa; Platyhelminthes; Trematoda; Strigeidida; Schistosomatidae. The record is from the annotation of a GenBank genome assembly.